GAUGGUUCAUAUAAAUGACAUUUAUAACAGCUUUAAUUAUUGCAAAGUUCUGCAUCAGAAUGUCCAGGUCAGUCUGAGUGACACUGUACGGUGGACGACUUACUAUUAAUAUGAAGCGGUCACAAACAUAUGUGCGGGCCACAACACAUGGAGAUGGAAUUGACGUUUAUGUACGAUACAAUAUUUUAAUCAUAAUAUGUUGUUGAGCGUCUUUUCCUGUGUCAGAGGAAGAGAGUUCUGUUGCUGUCACUCAAUGAGACCACAGAUCCCGCUGUCUGACAAACUGCAGCCAUUCAUUAUGAGGAGGAGUUAUUGAAUGCACACAGACACACACACACACACCCACCCACCCACACACACCCACACACACACACACCCACACACACCCACACACACACCCACACACACACCAUCAUCAUCAUUCCCCUCAGGUUCAGGGGGGGACUGAGGAACCUCUUGUGCUCUCACUCGUCGCUUGGCUCAACAUGGAGUUACUACACUUUGUGCUGGUCGCUGCAGUCACCGCCUGCACGGUGAAAGUUUCUCAUCAGGGGGCGAACCAGCGCAGACUGUACCAGGACCUGAUGACUGGAUACAACUCACUGGAGAGACCAGUGUCCGAUGACACGCAAGUGCUCACCGUCAAUUUCGGCCUCAGCCUCAUGCAGAUCAUGGAUGUGGAUGAGAAGAACCAGGUUUUGACAACCAACAUUUGGCUACAACUGUUCUGGGACGAUCAUUACCUGAAGUGGGACCCGGUGGAGUAUCCCGGUGUGACCAAUGUGAGAUUUCCCGACCAUCUCAUAUGGAAGCCGGACAUUCUGCUCUACAACAGUGCGGAAGAGAGAUUUGAUGCCACGUUCCACACCAACAUUUUGGUCAACCACUCGGGUUCCUGUAACUACAUUCCUCCUGGGAUCUUCAAGAGCACUUGCCGCAUCGAUGUGCGCUGGUUCCCUUUCGACAUCCAGAAAUGUGAACUGAAGUUUGGCUCCUGGACGUACGGGGGCUGGUCUCUGGACUUGAAGCUGUUGGAGGCCGACACCAGCAGCUACGUCGCUAAUGGAGAGUGGGAUCUUGUCGAGGUUGUCGGACAGAAGAACGAGCGAUCCUACGUGUGCUGCGAGGAGCCGUACCCUGACGUGACCUUCACCAUUGUGAUGCGGCGACGGACGCUCUACUAUGGCCUCCACCUGCUCAUCCCGUGUGUCCUGAUCUCCACUCUGGCCCUGCUCGUCUUCCUCCUACCUGCUGACUCUGGGGAGAAGAUCUCACUGGGCAUCACCGUCCUGCUCUCCCUGACCGUCUUCAUGCUGAUCGUUGCGGAGAUCAUGCCUGCCACAUCGGAGUCGGUGCCUUUGAUAGCUCAGUACUUUGCCACCACCAUGGUCAUUGUCGGUUUCUCGAUAAUUGCUACAGUUCUGGUCUUGCGGUAUCACCACCACGACCCCAGCGGCGGCAAGAUGCCAAAAUGGACCCGUGUGAUCCUGCUGAACUGGUGCGCCUGGUUCCUGCGCAUGAAGCGGCCGGGUGAGGGUCGAGUGCGCUCCGCCUGUCACGACAAAGCUCCCCGGAGCAGCCUGACCAGCACGGAGCUCAAUGCCAGCACGACAGCCUCCCAAUCCACCAACGGCGCCACGCUCCACAUCGGCGUCCGCGGCCCGGAGAGCAUUCGCGGCUCCGCGGCCGCCAAGUCGCCCGACUCCGGUGCCCAGUGUGGACGGCUGCCCGGGCGAGCAGGUGAGGAGGAGAUGCUCCUCCCCACGUGUCAGAGCCCAUUGUUGGGGGGCGUGGAACCGGAGCUAGCCAAGAUCCUGGAUGAGGUGCGCUACAUCGCCAAACGCUUCCACGACCAAGACGAGGACGUGUCAGUGUGCAACGAGUGGAAAUUUGCUGCGGCUGUUAUUGACAGGCUUUGUCUCAUGGCUUUCUCAAUCUUUACAAUCCUCUGCACCAUCGGAAUCCUCAUGUCAGCACCCAACUUUGUCGAGGCCAUUUCUAAAGACUUUUUCACUUGAGGGCAAUUUGGAAACGAUAGGAGGGCACAUACCUGCGCCAAGGCUAACACUCUGUCUCUUAAGGAAGGGGGGGGGGGGGGGGGGGGGUAUCCUGCUUAUCCUAAAUGUAUUGGGUUGUUUCUCGGGUCACGCCCCGCCCCUCACAACAUUUCAUGGAAAUCGGUUCUGUAGUUUUUGCGUCAUCCUGUUAACUAACUAACUAACUAACUAACUAACAGACAAACGAAGGAUUGAUGAAAACACAAUCUCCUUGGCGGAGGUAAUAAAUAUCUGAGGGCAGUAAUUUGGACACAGUAAAGUUGGGAGUUGCACAUAACUAAACAUUUAAUCAAACAAAGGACCUAAGGCGUAGAUAAGCCUUGCUUUUUGAUUUGUCUUUUGUAUAAUUCAACCUAAUACUAUACUGCAAGUUAACUGUUGUAUUGUUUUAAAAUGACUGAAAAGUUAUGACACUACAGAACUGAUGGAAUGACAAAGAAUGCAAAUGUAAUUUCUUAUGUGAUGUCACCUGUGUAUUCAUUAAUGGCUCUGCAGAAGAUACUUAAUACAUUCUAUAUUGUAUUGAAGUUGUAUCACAUUUAUACUCUUAUCACAAUAUAAUCUUUGAUGUUGUAAAAUGCCUUUCUGAAAUUAUGUUUUAUUAGUACCAUAAGCAUAACCAUAAACAUAAAUUUUAACAUGUU
Molecule: messenger RNA, 2701 nt
Organism: Scophthalmus maximus (turbot)
Lineage: Eukaryota; Metazoa; Chordata; Actinopteri; Pleuronectiformes; Scophthalmidae
Product: neuronal acetylcholine receptor subunit alpha-7-like
Exons: 10
Coding region: 486-2018 (510 amino acids)
Biological process (GO): regulation of membrane potential; chemical synaptic transmission; monoatomic ion transmembrane transport
Cellular component (GO): synapse; postsynaptic membrane; neuron projection
Molecular function (GO): transmembrane signaling receptor activity; acetylcholine-gated monoatomic cation-selective channel activity
Source: RefSeq, a predicted model, not a curated record